AUGGAUCAGGCUAUUCUUCGAUCUGGCACUCUCUCUGUCGUCAACUUCAUCUUCUGCUUCGCAGGGCCAUAUCUUGGUUUUCUCGCCGAUCUCCUUGGCUUAUCGCUACGAUCCUGCCGGCGCCUUCACGCUCUAGCGGGGACUUUGGCUGCGGCUCUUGCGGUCUUCCACGCGGCUGCAGCUGGCGCAGCGAAGGGAAGGCUGGAUUUGCACGCACCAGAAGAUGUGUUUGCCUUGGUGUCCAUUCUAUGUCUAUGCGCACAGCUGAUCCCUUUGGCACUGCGACGCGUCUCGUACGAAGCUGCACUGCGCAUCCAUCAGAUACUCUCGUUCGCCCUUGCGUACGGUCUUUGGCGGCAUGCCUCGUCCAUAAAUCUGUUCCCGCGCUUGUACCUGUAUAUUGGCGGAGCUCUAUUCUUCACCGUUGCUAUCUUUUGGCUCGCCAGCGUCUUAUAUCAAAACAGGUCAGGACUUUCCACGGCACGAGUAUCAUACGACAACGGCGCAAUCAAAGUCACCCUGCAGUUGGCCAGGCCGCUGAAGGUGAAAGCUGGACAGUACAUAGGCCUCUGGAUCCCGUCAGCCAGUCUGGGUUCGGCCGCACAGACACAUCCUUUUACUGUUAUAUCCUGGUCCGAAAAGCCGCAGAAGCAUCUCGACCUGUUUAUCGAGCCUCGCGGCGGCUUCACCAAAAGUCUGUGCGCUCUGUCAGACUACGGCCCUGCCACACGCAGGGCAAUGUUCAGCGGGCCGUAUGGAAAGCAGCUACCAGUACAUUCAUAUGAAAAUGUCGUUAUGCUGGCCGCCGGAUUUGGCAUUGCUGCUCACCUACCGUAUCUGCGGAAGCUGAUCCACGAUCAAAACAGUCGCGCAACUUUAACUCGCAGAAUUCAUCUUGUAUGGCAAAUAGAUAGGACAGGCGUCGGGAUCGCCGCCCAGAAAUUGCUAAACGAGGCGCUCGACGAAGACAAGCUUGACGGAGAAUAUAAUCUCCGCAUCUCAAUCUAUAUCAAAUCAGAGAAUAUAAAUGAGGUAAAAUUCGGCGACAGAGCCACAGCAUAUUCCGGUGAAAUACCUCUUGCGGAUGUUGUCUCGUCGGAGCUGCGAGAACGACGUUCCGGGAGCAAGACAGUCAUAUCAGUAUCUGCGAAGGGUUUUAUUCGCGAAGCGCUGAACGAUCUGUUGUGGCAGAAUCGGCGCAGCAAUAUAGACAUCAUGUACACUGACUAUCAGCCAUGA
Molecule: messenger RNA, 1239 nt
Organism: Beauveria bassiana ARSEF 2860
Lineage: Eukaryota; Fungi; Ascomycota; Sordariomycetes; Hypocreales; Cordycipitaceae
Product: ferric-chelate reductase
Exons: 5
Coding region: 1-1239 (412 amino acids)
Biological process (GO): iron ion transport; copper ion import; intracellular iron ion homeostasis
Cellular component (GO): plasma membrane
Molecular function (GO): ferric-chelate reductase activity
Source: RefSeq, a predicted model, not a curated record